AAGAGUCUUCUCUACCGAUCGCCAUUGCAAGGAAACAGACCAAACUACCAACCGAAAGCAAAGCGGCAAAAACCCAGAUAAACGCACUGCCAAAACAGCAUAAAACCCAACCCCCACAACCGGCCGGCCGACUUCAGCCGCACCGCCGACCUCUGCCUAACCUCCGCCCUCAGCUAAGCCCACAAAACCCACAAAGCCCCACAACCGAAAGACUCAAUCUUUAUUCGCAUUUGGAUUUUUGGACGAUGGCUCUGAACAAGUGAGGAGUUUCAGAUACCCAGAUGCAGAAGAAGAGGUGGGCAGCAUUGUCCGCACUGAGGAAGGUGCUAACGUGCGCGAUAUGCUCAAUAGCGUUAGUGGCUCUCUUCUCUGUCCAUGUACUGGUCUUCCCUUCCUCAAAGGUCCAUGACUUCUCUGACCCCUUCAAGCUGCCCACGCAACAUGAUAUUAAAUACCAGAAGCUGAAUGCCGAGCAGAGCUGGACACUGGAGAUCGCUCCGCCUCAUCUGUUGAAAGCGCCUCUGCCUUCUAGUUCUCGCAAGUUGGAAGGUUCAAGUGGGAUUUUGGAAACUGACAAGCUAUGGAAACGUCCAUCAAAUCGUGAUUUUGUGCCAUGCGUAGAGCCAAAUCCCAAUUAUACAUCUCCUACAGAGUCACGGGGUUACCUGCUAGUUCAUACAAAUGGUGGGCUCAACCAGAUGCGUGCUGGGAUAUGUGACAUGGUAGCAGUAGCCCGUAUCAUAAAUGCUACUCUUGUAAUUCCGGAACUUGAUAAACGGUCAUUUUGGAAUGACUCUAGCAACUUCUCAGAUGUUUUCGAUGAAGAUCAUUUUAUCAAUGCUUUAGCUAAUGAUGUCAAAAUUAUAAAAAAUCUUCCUAAGGAACUAGCUACUGGUAUAAGAGCGGUUAAGCAUUUUAGAAGCUGGUCUGGUAUGGAUUAUUACCAAGAUGAGAUAGCUGGCCUCUGGGAAGAAUACGAGGUUAUUCGAGCUGCCAAAUCUGAUUCUCGCUUGGCAAAUAACAACCUACCUCUAGAUAUACAGAAGCUUCGCUGUCGUGCUUGUUAUGAAGCUCUACGUUUUGCACCUCAAAUUGAAGCAAUGGGAAAAUUGUUAGUUGAUCGAAUGAGGUCGUUUGGUCCUUAUAUUGCUCUGCAUUUACGAUUUGAGGAGGACAUGCUUGCCUUUAGUGGAUGCACACAAGAUUUAUCUCCAGAUGAAGCUGAGGAACUAAGGAUAAUUCGAGAAAAUACCCCAUACUGGAAAGAGAAGGAAAUUGAUUCCACAGAACAGAGAUCCAAAGGGUAUUGCCCUUUAACACCAAAGGAGGUUGGAAUUUUUCUCACCUCUCUUGGGUACCCCUUGAACACACCUAUAUAUCUUGCUGCUGGGAAGAUAUAUGGGGGCGAGUCUCAUAUGGCUGCUCUGCGGUCCCGUUAUCCAAUACUGCUGAGCAAGGAAACAUUGGCAUCUGCCGAGGAGCUUGAACCUUUUACCAAUCAUGCAUCUCAAAUGGCUGCGCUUGACUACAUUGUUUCAGUUGAAAGUGAUGUAUUUAUACCUUCAUACUCUGGAAACAUGGCGAGAGCAGUCGAAGGUCAUCGUCGAUUUCUUGGACACAGGAAAACAAUAUCUCCUGACAGAAAAGCCCUUGUUCGCCUGAUUGACAAACUUGAGCAGGGAACUCUGAAAGAGGGCAAAAACCUAUCAAAUAGAGUUAUUGAAAUGCACAGGAAACGGCAAGGCUCCGCGCGGAAGAGAAAGGGUCCUAUUUCAGGAACUAAGGGCACGGAAAGGUUUCGUUCAGAAGAACCCUUUUAUGUGAACCCUUUACCAGAUUGCUUGUGUAAGAAGGAAUUUCCGAUGCAAGCAACUCUCUAAUCGUCUCUGAUAGUGAAAUUGUUACUCUUGAGAAAAGAUUCCUGUGCUGGAAGGCUGGUGAGACGAUCAUUCUCUGCAAUUUCUUGUAGGUUUACAAAUUGGUGUUGCACUUGUACGCACAGGGAUGCAGAGCGUGUGUAUAUCCUGAGUUUAGGUAGCUGGUGGGUACGGGGGCGGUAGAACAUAGUGUUGAUGGAGAGCAAACUGCUAGAGUAGGGUAUGCAGGUGAGGGAACGAGAUGCCGGGGACGUGGCCUUCCAUUUAUGACCAAGGCAAUAUUUGUUAUGAGCUUUGCGAAGUUGGCCUGAUUUCUACAUUUCUAGAAAUGGAGAAAAAUGAUUCAUUGGGGGAUACGAAAAUAGUUAAAUUGUUUGUUUCCAAAAGUUAGAGGCACUCUUCCAUGUACUCAUAGUCAUAAUCGAUGCAAUAUAAGUUAUGGAUUUUGUUU
Messenger RNA from Pyrus x bretschneideri (Chinese white pear), 2328 nucleotides. RefSeq names its product O-fucosyltransferase 7-like. NCBI's taxonomy places the organism in Eukaryota, Viridiplantae, Streptophyta, Magnoliopsida, Rosales, Rosaceae. Bases 282 to 1880 code for a protein of 532 amino acids. The record is from RefSeq and is a predicted model, not a curated record. The transcript has 12 exons. Gene Ontology annotation, cellular component: cytoplasm.